AUGAAACUAAUCGUUGUGGGCGGCUCCGGCUACCUAGGCGCCCGCGUCGUGCGCCAGGCGCUGCUGCGAGGCCACUCCGUCACCUCCAUCUCGCGCUCUGGCGGCCCGCCCGCUGGCGUCACUCCCGCGGCCGAGUUGGAGGGCGCCGAGUGGGUCGCAGGCGACGCCACCGUCCCAGAGGUGCAGGCGCGGGUCGGAGACGCCGACGGCGUGAUAACAACCCUCGGCUCCGCAGAGCCGAAGUGA
Emiliania huxleyi CCMP1516 is the source of this 246-nucleotide messenger RNA. RefSeq lists its product as hypothetical. The record is from RefSeq and is a predicted model, not a curated record. NCBI's taxonomy places the organism in Eukaryota, Haptophyta, Isochrysidales, Noelaerhabdaceae. The coding region runs from base 1 to 246 and encodes 81 amino acids. The transcript has 2 exons.